GUUGAUUUGAGAUCGCAACAUUUUGGCAGGUGAAAUCAACUGGGGAUAAAUAUUCUUAAAUAACAGUAAAUAAGACAAACGUUGUGACUAAAAUGUAAAUACGGAGUAUAGUUUGACCCUGAAACAUGUCGAUGACAAGCACUCUCGUAUGUUUUGUUGUUUUAUUACCAAGUUGUUGCUAUGGGGAUUUGAAGUAUGCGUAUUAUGCAAGACAAGUUGGUCACAUCUAUGUACAUGGCGGAAACGGAAUUGGUUUGAUUUCAAGUUUAUCGAUUCCUUCGAAGAUGGAAUGUUUAAAGAAAUGUACGAAUGAACCACAAUGCUUCAAUGUCAACUUUAAGCAUGGUGAAUCGUGUGAGAUGUAUGGACUUGCAGACGCGGGUUCGUAUAGAACCGCUGCUGACGAAACUUUAGAGUCGUUCUCCAUGCUAAGUGGAUCAGCACCGAUGGUUGUCAUGACUACGCCAGCUCCAGAUUGCGAAUCGUUUGGAUAUAUAGACGUCGGUGUGGCUGGUUCCUGCUAUUACAUGGAUACAACUUUACGCAAUGUUAACGAUGGACUAACUGCUUGUCAAUCGCACUCUCCACCAAUGAGUAUUGUUUCAUUUGAAAACGAAGACGAGUACAACAAGAUACAGUUACAUUCAUCCUAUUCCUCAGCUUCCUGGUGGAACAUUGGUCUUAACGACAUUGAUUCGGAAAUGCAAUAUGUCUGGUUCAACACAGGAGCUCAACCAAUCUGGACUAAUUGGGAACCUGGUAACCCUUCUGCUAACACUGCAAGCAACUGCAUUGUCAUGAAACAGUCAACUGGGAGGUGGUAUAUCGUUGACUGUGCCACAACUUCGUUAUUGGCGUUUACAAUCUGCGAAUACAAUUACUAGGCUAACUAUGCCACCACUUAUAGCCCGUUGUAUCGACUGUG
Owenia fusiformis is the source of this 925-nucleotide messenger RNA. The record is from the annotation of a GenBank genome assembly. NCBI's taxonomy places the organism in Eukaryota, Metazoa, Annelida, Polychaeta, Sabellida, Oweniidae.